AUUCCUCAGAAAUCUAGGGAUUGACCCGUUAUCUCUGAGUCUCCGUUUCGUUGCUCUAAAUUGGCAAAUUCCUUGGAUCCAGGCAAAAUUCACGAUGAAUAUCUUCAGAUUUGCAGGCGAUAUGACUCAUUUGAUCAGCAUCUUAGUGCUGCUCCUCAAAAUCUAUGCUACCAAAUCUUGCUCAGGGAUUUCGUUGAAGACUCAGGAGCUAUACGCAUUGGUGUUUAUAGCUCGGUACGUGGAUCUGUUCACCGAGUUCAUAUCUGUGUACAACACCAUAAUGAAGAUAGUGUUCAUUGCGAGCUCUCUUGCAAUUGUUUGGUGCAUGAGAAGGCAUCCUGUCGUGAGGCGUUCCUACGACAGGGAACUUGACACAUUUCGCCAUUACUUCCUUAUUGUGGCAUGCUUGGUUUUGGCACUUCUGGUACAUGAGAAGUUCACAUUCCGAGAGAUCUUUUGGGCAUUUUCAAUAUACUUGGAGGCAGUUGCGAUUCUUCCCCAGUUAAUUUUGCUGCAAAGAAGUGGAAAUGUGGAUAAUUUAACUGGACAAUAUGUAUUCUUUCUGGGAGCUUACCGUGCCCUUUACAUUCUCAACUGGAUCUAUCGCUAUUUCACAGAGCAGCAUUUCAGUCGAUGGAUAGCUUGCGUCUCUGGUAUUGUCCAAACAGCUCUCUAUGCAGACUUUUUCUACUAUUACUUCAUUAGCUGGAAGAACAACGCUAAGCUUCAGCUGCCAGCUUAAGCCAAGCGAAGAUGUUUCUAAAAACUUUCAACACUGCUAUAAGCUUCUUUUACUACUUUUAAGUGACAUACUGGUUGGCUACAUUCAUACUUGUAUUGUUGUUUGAGAAGAAACUACAUGGUUUAUGGUCCUUGUAGCUUGAGCCCCUUCCAGUGAUUUUUAACUUGUAAGGAUGGGAGGCUGAGAAGGUGGAGUGAACUAACAUUGUAGUCUGUAGAUGGACAUAAAUUGUACCAAUACCAUUAAUCGAAUUGCCAGAUCCUGGUGAUUCUACUUCUGUUUUUCCUGUUUCAUUUAUUUGCAAUAUAGCCUAAAAAGGAAA
Molecule: messenger RNA, 1064 nt
Organism: Rubroshorea leprosula
Lineage: Eukaryota; Viridiplantae; Streptophyta; Magnoliopsida; Malvales; Dipterocarpaceae
Source: the annotation of a GenBank genome assembly